This is a messenger RNA of Mytilus trossulus (common blue mussel), 4351 nucleotides long. RefSeq lists its product as uncharacterized. The transcript has 16 exons. Gene Ontology annotation, molecular function: protein binding. Gene Ontology annotation, biological process: signal transduction. NCBI's taxonomy places the organism in Eukaryota, Metazoa, Mollusca, Bivalvia, Mytilida, Mytilidae. Bases 1 to 3459 code for a protein of 1152 amino acids. The record is from RefSeq and is a predicted model, not a curated record.
AUGGCGUCCAAAAAGGACGGUGACACUCUUUUACAUUUAGCUGUUCAAAGAAAAAAUAUAGAAUUAGUCAAAUUGUUAUUAGAAAGAACAACCAUAGAUCCAGCGGAAAAAAAUAAGGAUGAAGAGAAACAUUGGACUGAAGCUAUCCGGAUACUCCAUCUGAGAGUUAUUCCCCCUCCCCUUAUGUUAAAGAUUACGAGUAUGAACGGUGACACUCUUUUACAUUUAGCUGUUCAAAGAGAACGUAUAGAUUUAGUCAAAUUGUUAUUAGAAAGAACAACCAUAGAUCCUGCGGAAAAAUAUAAGGACGGUGACACUCUUUUACAAUUAGCUGUUCAAAGACAAAAUAUAGAAUUAGUCGAAUUGUUAUUAGAAAGAACAACCAUAGAUCCAGCGGAAAAAGAUAAGUACGGUAACACUCUUUUACAUUUAGCUGUUCAAGGAGAACGUAUAGAUUUAGUCAAAUUGUUAUUAGAAAGAACAACCAUAGAUCCAGCGGAAAAAAAUAAGGCCAACAAAACACCGAUUGAGAUUGUCAAUAGAAGGUACUGGUUUUCGGAAAAGGAAAAAGAAGAAAUACGAGAACUUCUGAAGUCUUCAAUGGCCAAAGACAAAAGUGACCACAAAGACACUGCUACAGUUAUGCAACAAGACGAAACACUACAAGAGACGUCUGAAAAUGAUAGAGUAAACCUUGAUAACGCAUUUCCCUUUGCUGGCACCUCUGAAGAAUUUCUCAAACUGCUAUCCACUGGCACAUAUGAGUCGUUUGAAAAUAGGGUAUUCCUUUGUGGAAGUUGUGCAUGUGGAAAGUCCACCCUAGCAAGUGUUCUUAUUGGUAGCCCAAUACCGCGUACAUGGCAAUCAACAGAUGGAUUAGUCAUACACUUUGGGCGUAACGGUAUCAACUUGGAAACGUUUGAGAUGGUUCCCUUACAAGGAGAAGACAGAGGUCAAAAUGUACUGACGAAAGUUAUAAUCGGUAAGCCAUCUCGUGAAACAAGCACAUGUCAAAGUUCUGAUACCCACCUGGACCAGCACGUUGCGCCAUCACCAAUUGGAACUGAUAAUCUGGAAUUAAAUUUAAUGGAUAUAAGGAACGAAGCCAGUUACAGUUCCAAAGUUUCUCAACUAUCCGAUGCUUGUUUAACAAAAUCUCAAGAUUUACCGAGUACAAAUACCGUCAGAUCUAAAAUGAAAAACACGCCUUCAAUUAGUCUGCCAAAAACAAAGAAAAUUGAAGCAUACGCUGUACAUGAAGACAUUUUGAAAGAGGUUAAGAGUGGUCAAUACAAAAUCAAGAUUGCCCCUUCAGAUCUGGUUGACUUUGGUGGUCAACGAUCGUAUGAUAUGACCCAUCAGUUAUUUGUUCAGCACGGUGGGACAUUUGUCAUUAUGUUUGACGGUAGUAGAGAUUUUCAUGAACCACUGAAGGAAUAUCCUACGGGAGAUAUUUCUAAUGAAUCUAUUGUGCGACAUUGGGUCAACUCAAUACUCACCUACUGUGUUGAUGAUAGUGAUGUUAUGCCAAUGAUCGUGUUUGCUGCAACACAUAUUGACCUGCUUCCGGAGGAUUUACAGAAAAAAAUGAAAGCCAAUUUUGUAAAGAAAGUCACUGACAUGUUUGGUAGCCAUGAAAGGAAGAAACACUUCGUCUUCGAUCCAGUUUUCUUCAUUAACGGUACAGACAAAAACGACCAGGAAAUUCAGAAUUUGAAAAACCAACUUGUUACUAUUGCCCAAAACCAGCCAUCCUGGGGACUACGACGGCCUAUGAUUUGGGUUCCUCUCGAACUUUUGAUCUCAAAUAUGAAAAAAGAUAAUGUCAAUAUUAUAUUCAAAUCACAUUUAGCUGAGGCAAACACAAUGAAUGGAGAUCUAGCACUCUCUGACAAACAACUCGAAGACUUUCUCUUAACACAACACGCUUUGGGUAAAAUCAUGUACUUCAAUCAACCGGAACUUAACAACUUCAUCAUUCUGUAUCCUCCUGCAUUGGUCAACAUCCUGAGGUCAUUUAUUACGGAUGAAAUGUUUUGGCCCGAGGAUGAAACUCUUAGAAACAUCCUUAGAAACAUGACUGAUACUGGAAAGAUAUACAAAAAAGAUCUCCUGAAACUAUGGCAGCAAAAACGAUUCCACACUCACAUACCAGAUGAUGACUUCAAAGAAUUCGUGAUUCAAGUUCUCAUUCAUCUCGAUGUUUUGGUCCUCCCAAAACGAUACUCAGGCAAGAGUGAUGCAUACGUAGAUUAUUAUUUGGUUCCAUGCACAGUAAAAAAGAAGAUGCCGAUGUCAUUUCUAGAUGACAAAUCAUUUGCAAACAGAACACUUUCUUUGGUCUAUCGAUUGCAGCAGUCAUCCAUACCAUCUGCACUUUCCUUCAAACUUAUUGGAGCAGUAAGUGGUAUAUGGCCUAUUAUGGAGUUUAACGGUCGUCCGUUAUUAUACGACUCCUCUGCCGUGUUAUCUGUUGACGGCAAUACCGAGUUCCGAAUGAUUGUCGAGGACACACAGGUUAUUGUCUACCUCACACACAUGUCAUCUAAGUCGUGCAUCUCUCCAGAUAUUGCAGCCAGCAUUCAAGAAUGUCUAACCGCGACUCUAGAAGUUGUUUUAAAAUUCUAUCUCAGCACCAUUGGAAAGAGCCACCAAAUGGCUAAUUUGUCAAAUCUAUUUCAAAUUGAAGUUGGGGAAGUGUGUGGCAGAUCACCCUGCAUGGUAUCCAUUACAAAGGCGAAAUUACAUUCUGAUUGGGUAUGCGACAGCGGAAAUGAACAUUCCUCCAGAUAUCCUUUACUUUGGGUUUUUAAUAAGACACAGGAAGAAUGUCCACCCACUUGUCCAGGUCUUGCAAAAACUAUCUUGCCAACUUCCCCAAGCGAGCAACAUCUGUCAAGAUUUGCCGAUCAGCUUUCCAAUAAUAGUUGUAAAGAGUUGAUGAUUCAUCUUGGUUUACAACUAAAGGAUUGGGAAGAUAUUCAGGACUGCUACAGAGGGAUGUCCCUUAUUAUCAAAAUUAUGGCGUUACAUUCUUGGAAAACAAAAAGGAUAAAGAGAAAGCCGACAAAAUCAUUUGGAAAUUUGCUGGAUGCACUAACAGCCAUUGGCGACAAACGUCAUUUACUUUGCAAGGUGUUCAGAGAAGACACAGAUUUGUUAGAUAUCGCAGAUGUCCGACUACAAGAGGUUCCACAUGAUGAUGUUUUGAAUGGUCUUCCGAAAAAUCUUGGUAACUGCGCAAUACAGCUCGGAAUUGAGCUAGGGAUUACUAUGAGUUCGAUAAAUGAGACAAUGGUACGACAUCACAAGGAUAUGUACGACCAGAUUUCAGAUAUUUUGAGAAAAUGGAAAUCAUCAGGAGAAAUUAAACCUACAAUAUACAGGUUAAUGCUUGCUCUGGAACGUGUAGAUAUUGGAGGAUUGGAUUAUCUAAAGGGUGUAUAUCUAGGACAAUAACUUGUCAGCAAUCUUUUGUAGAAAAAUUAAUGUUAUUCAAUGAUCCUUGUAUUUCAACUUGAGAUGAUAGCGUAUAGAAGCCUAUAUACAUUUUAAGUUUGAGCGUUUAUCAAGGAAACAAUUAACUGAUUUCAAAUAAAAUGUUGUAUAGAACAAAAAUACAAUAUUAUACAAGCAAGAAUAGAUAUAAAUAAACAAGAACAUAAAAAAGAAAAAAAACUGCACUAAAUAUUAUGUUGGAUUUUGGCACAUUGAUAAAUUUUUAUUACCUUUUUCAUCAUGUUUGUUGUUCACACCUAAUGCUUUAGUUACAUAUUCAUCCGCUAUUAUGAGAGGUUUCUUACAAUUAUUUUUCAUCUUGUUUUUUUUUUUUUUUUGCUGUUUAAAUAUUCUUGUAAAUAGCUGUUGCUAUUUGUCAUUAGUGUAACGGUGCGAUUAUUGUUAUUCUAUCAGAUCAACAAAUACGCGAAAUGCAAGCACAUUGAAUUUGCAGAAAACGAAGAUAUAUUGGUAAGGAGUGACAAAACGCUGAAAGGUUUUAACAAUAUUAAGCGGUUAUUGUCAAAACACUCUAUAGUUAUUAUGUCAGAAUUUUUCAAACUGCUAUACUGGAAUGAAAAAUCAAUUUUAACAGAAGCAAGGUUAUUAUUGGUAAUUACGAAAAUGAAAUGGUAACAAAUAUUUGUAACUAUAAGUAUAUCAUUGAUUUAUGAGUUUUUGACAUACGCAGAUUAUUAUACUCGUGGUCAUUCUUAUAAUCAUACCGUUGUAAAUAAGUUUAAUGUUCGUCAGGCGUAAAUGACUUCUCAAACACUUAGUUAAUCUUUUUUCUUUUAAUCCUGAUAAUACGAUUUCAAAGAAUAUUUUUUUUCCAUAACCAUGAUAACAGCGA